Messenger RNA from Dissoconium aciculare CBS 342.82, 978 nucleotides. RefSeq lists its product as uncharacterized. Bases 210 to 710 code for a protein of 166 amino acids. Lineage: Eukaryota; Fungi; Ascomycota; Dothideomycetes; Mycosphaerellales; Dissoconiaceae. The record is from RefSeq and is a predicted model, not a curated record. The transcript has a single exon.
CUCCUGCCGAUCAUGCGCUUUUUCAAAAUCCGACGCUUACCUAUACACGGACAGUCACCUGCACUGCGAUUCCUCUCGAACGUCAUACUGCGGAGAAAUAACCCUCUACAGAGGAUGAUGGUGCCGGUGUACUUGGGAAAACCCAGAGCACGAUGACUGGCAGGUGCCUUAUCGCUACAGUAUGAUCACACUGCCCAGGUGCAGGUGGUAUGCAUACGAGACGGAGUAAGCAUCGCGCGAGGAGAAAGAUUCUCCGGGUAUUUUUGGAAAGUCCAUGUUUGCACCGUACCCGACAGGGAGGCAUGUACAGUACAAGCAUUUCGUCUCGCGGAGAUGUGACAGCGCAACACCCGCGGGAUUCGUCUUUUGGUCUCAAAUGGGUGCCAAUCGCCAAGCGAAAUUUCCGUCUCAUCAUCACACAGCCAAGACGGAUGUCUGCGUCCUUUUGCUGUUCAUCUGUCGAGUUGGGAGGGGAUCCGAUGGGACUCUCUCCAGGAGCACCGUUUCUCGGAUCGGGAGGGAGAGGGAGAGAGAGAGAUGAUGGUGAUGAUUUAUAUGCAGUCGAGAUGAUUAUUAUAGUCUUGGGAUGGGCGUACAGUAUGUUCGUUAUUUACACGAUAUGGCUGGCACACAUGUAUGAACAUCUGGCGCGAACGGAUGGCUCCAUGCCGCAUGGGAUCUUGAGCCCGGAAGAGAAGACCAAAUGCUGAGCUGAACGUGUGUUGUCGAUCAUCCUCCACUCGCCUGUCUUUAUUUUCUCCGGGAAACAUCCCUAGAGAGCGUGGGAUGGAUGGGGAGGAGGGCCGCGCUUGAUUCCCUCGAAACACGCCCGUGGCAUCUUGGCUCUCUCGGCGCUGUGUUGUACUAUUUCCAACGUCACCAUCAUCAGGCUGAAUACCUCAAAACGAUGAGCUCGCGCACUAUGUAUAUUUUCCUCUCAACAGCACGACGGCAUGGUAAUUAUUGUCGUCCGAUCAG